This is a messenger RNA of Indicator indicator, 408 nucleotides long. It is a transcript of the gene RBP5, whose product is annotated as retinol binding protein 5. The record is from RefSeq and is a predicted model, not a curated record. The transcript is spliced from 4 exons. Gene Ontology annotation, biological process: fatty acid transport. Gene Ontology annotation, molecular function: fatty acid binding. The coding region runs from base 1 to 408 and encodes 135 amino acids. NCBI's taxonomy places the organism in Eukaryota, Metazoa, Chordata, Aves, Piciformes, Indicatoridae. Gene Ontology annotation, cellular component: nucleus; cytosol.
AUGCCUCCCAACCUCACUGGCUACUACCGCUUCGUCUCCCAGGAGAACAUGGACAAUUACCUGCGCGCUUUAGAUAUCAACGUGGUCCUGCGAAAACUGGUUUGCCUCCUGAAACCCGACAAAGAGAUCAUCCACACGGGGGAUCAUAUGGUCAUCCGCACCAUCACCUCUUUGCGAGACUAUGUGAUGGAUUUUGACAUAGGAGUCCAGUUUGAGGAAAACCUGGAGCCUGUGGACGGGCGGAAGUGCCAGACAACUGUCUCCUGGGAGGGGGAUCAGCUGGUGUGUGAGCAGCUAGGAGAGAAGAGGAACCGAGGCUGGAGGCACUGGCUGGAGGGGGACCAGCUGCAUCUGCGCAUGACUGCUGAAGAUGAGGUCUGUGUUCAGGUUUUCCAGAAAGUGAAGUGA